AUGGACUACACUAAAUAUGGGGAUAGUCAGUCCUAUUCGAAUUACAUGAACGACUAUGCUCGAUUAUACCAAGAAAUCUUCACAAAUCGAAGCUAUAACAAAUUGAUGUCGCCGGUUUAUGGGUUAAUGCCGGAUAAUAUAUCUGAAUCUGAUACCCCGCCGCUCAACAUUCAAAUAAAGUUGUUCUACAUUCAGAUUGUUGGAUUGGAAGCCCAGACGCAGGUGCUGUCGACGAUCUACCAGAUAAAAAUGAAGUGGCGAGACCCCCGACUCGCUUGGAAUCCAGAAGAUUACGGUGGCAUUAAGCAAAUAUACCUCAGCGAGAGUUUGCUAUGGCUACCGGAUACGAAUGUUGGCACUGCCACCGGCGCCUCCAUCACGCGCCCGGACGAAAUUCGAGCCCUCCAGGUCCUAAAUACCGGGCGCGUCAAAUGGCCCACGCAAUAUUUUACCGAGAAUAUCUGUAGGAUGCAGGUAUCAAAAUUCCCCUUCGACACCCAGAUCUGCAUGAUACCGUUUUUAACCUGGGCCUAUGAGGCAAAAUUCCUCAAUCUUACUGGUUCGAUGAGUGAUAUACAGAUUCAAAAUCAGGGCAAUGGCGAGUGGGACUUGAUAGACCUAAGUACAAUCUAUACGUCGUACGGUCAGGGUGAAGAUGGGAUUGCCAAGAUGAACUACCAACUAACGCUCCGAAGAGUUCCGAAUUUCUACGUCUACGUCAUCGCAAUCCCAUGUUUUAUUCUCACGAUGCUCUCGGCUGUUGGAAUGUUUUGGACUCCAAACUACAAGGCGGAACAGUUGACCAAGCUUGGCAUCGGCCUGACCAGCCUCGUCUCUAUGACCGUACUCCUGCAAAUGCUAGCAGAAGCCAUCCCGAAGACGGCUGCUUUCCCGUUGUUAGGUAUCUACGUAGUCCUAUGCGUAGGAAUAACCUCUUUAUCAUGCGUGCUGGUCGUCGUUUUCCCGCUCGACAACUACCACCGGAAAUCGAACCUAGACGUUCAGAGGUCGAUUGAGAAGCAGAAAUCCAUGGAUUCUAGGUCCUUAUUCAAGCUCUACGUCAACGAACACAUCUUCACCCGACACUUCACCUUUCAUGUCAUCUUCCAGCUUAUCAACCUCAUCGGAUUUAUUAUAUUUUUGUCGUUUUGGAAU
This is a messenger RNA of Mesorhabditis spiculigera, 1155 nucleotides long. Lineage: Eukaryota; Metazoa; Nematoda; Chromadorea; Rhabditida; Rhabditidae. The record is from the annotation of a GenBank genome assembly.